GUUAUGCUUACGUCAAUACCAUGCCGCAUUGGCUGCCAUGAGCACAGCCUAGACCAUUGACGGCAGUUCCUUAAAUCGAUGCAACCUGAACACGGGCCGAGGCAGCCUUUCAACUGCCAGAAUUGCAUAGCUGACGAGUCUCUCGUGUGACGCCCUGGAUUUAUCUCCUAUCAUAUCCUCAAUAUCGUCUCGAUCGUGCAUCAUGGACAGCAUGGGGGAAUCGAGGGGUCCCCAAGCUACGGCGACGUAGCGACGUCAUGUUCUAACACCAGGCGUAGAUCAUUUUGACCCUUGUCGCCCCCCAGAUAUAUCUUCCCCACAAUCGCCCCUCGCAAACUGAGAUUUCAAUCCCUAUUGCAAUCAGAGCUAAUAUCGAUCAUACCAAUCAAUUGGAAUAUUAUUUGCAAUUAUUUGCAAUUAUUUUCGGGUUCACGCAUCUGUCAGCUCUCUUGAUUUCAACUGUCUAUCAUCGAGAUUGCGCCACGCAGAUAUUUCGGAAUCUAGAACACUCGAUAAUCGAGCCAACGCGAAUCAUCAUGCACGCAAAACUUGCUCUUACCAUCGCCUUGCUCAGCCACGGUCUAGCAUCGGGACAGACAUCGAACCCCGGAGGACCUGUCCAAUCAAUAUCCUCCGCAACAGACCAGACUACAACUGGAGUGCUGUCCAUCCAAACGGACACCGUGACCAGCGGUACUACCGUCUCUGUGACUUCCGGGUCUGAGACGGGAUCCACAACUACGGAGAGCUCUAGUUCAUCUGCAACCUCUUCUGCUCCGUCAUCUUCUGCCUCUGAUGCUGGGGCCGCAUCGCCACGAGAGACAGGAUACGCGCUCGCUGCCGCAGCAGCUGGCUUGAUCGGGGUUUUCGCAGCACUGUAACCAGUUACGAGCUAGUAGAAAAUUCCUACCGGAUAUUAGUGUGUAAUACAGAUGUAGAAUCAAAUUAUCAUCGUAUCA
Molecule: messenger RNA, 959 nt
Organism: Annulohypoxylon truncatum
Lineage: Eukaryota; Fungi; Ascomycota; Sordariomycetes; Xylariales; Hypoxylaceae
Exons: 1
Coding region: 537-881 (114 amino acids)
Source: RefSeq, a predicted model, not a curated record